This is a messenger RNA of Colletotrichum orchidophilum, 360 nucleotides long. RefSeq lists its product as uncharacterized. Bases 1 to 360 code for a protein of 119 amino acids. Lineage: Eukaryota; Fungi; Ascomycota; Sordariomycetes; Glomerellales; Glomerellaceae. The record is from RefSeq and is a predicted model, not a curated record. The transcript is spliced from 2 exons.
AUGCGUAGCGCCGCAGCGAUCGACAGGGCGGAGGGUGCUACGGUGCUAGUUUUUCACAAAAUGGUCCCACAAGGCUCCAAUACCCGAGCCAGGCUUGCCAGGUUUGCUUUUCCUGUGCCCAGUCUCCAACAAGUCACCAAGUCACGGACAAGUCUCACGGGUCUCCAACAGGCUCUUCCAGUUGCCCCGAAUGUAUGGACCGCCGAGCACACAAAAUUGGAGCCUGUUGGCGGGCGUGUCCGCUUUGCCAACGAGUUCUCCGCCAACACCUUCUCCGCGUUGGCAACCGGGCGGAACUUGACGGGAAAUGCCUCGCCGCGGCUCACCGCGACAGCGGCGAACUGGUAUGCAACCGGCUAG